Miscanthus lutarioriparius is the source of this 360-nucleotide messenger RNA. The record is from the annotation of a GenBank genome assembly. Lineage: Eukaryota; Viridiplantae; Streptophyta; Magnoliopsida; Poales; Poaceae.
AUGGCCGGCGUCACCCCUCUACCGCGCCGCCCCCAUCGCCGAUGUCGCCCUUUACAGCGUCGCCGCUCCGCUUCUCCUGAACGCCUCUUCCUCCACAGCAUCCGAACCGAAGGCUUCAUGACCAGUGAUGAAGAGCUAUUUCAUGAGACUGACUUCUUUGGACCUUGCCAUGCACUUAUGAAGUGCUAUUUCAUACUGAUUCAGUCGCCGGCUACGAAUUCGAGACGAUCUGUUGUUCUGGUCAGAUCUUUUUUUAACGCUUCCCUUACCGCUCAUACAUUCUUGCCAUUUAGUUCUGUUUGUGCCAAUUUUAUUUUGCUCAUUGCAAAUGAUCUGAUGUUCCUCUACUUUCAGACAUGA